Molecule: messenger RNA, 969 nt
Organism: Penicillium alfredii
Lineage: Eukaryota; Fungi; Ascomycota; Eurotiomycetes; Eurotiales; Aspergillaceae
Product: RNA-binding protein
Exons: 3
Coding region: 1-969 (322 amino acids)
Molecular function (GO): RNA binding
Source: RefSeq, a predicted model, not a curated record
AUGAGCGACAAGAAGCGCAAGCUCGUGGAGAACCCGGCCGAGGAGGCUGUCGAGCCCCAGGGCAAGAAGUUGAAGAAGUACCAGCUGGAGAGAAAGGAGAAGAAGGAGAAGAAGAAGGAGAAAAAGGAAAAGAAGCGACAGAAGCCUGAGCUUACUCCGGAAGAACUUGCUGCUGCGGCCAAGGAGAAGAAGGAACGAAAGGACAGGAAAUACAACAAGAAUAAGGAAAAGAUGGAGGGACAGAAGAAGCCUAAGACCAAGGACACUGAAGAUGUGAGCGCGGACAAAAUGGACGUCGAGUUAGAGUCCACCGAGAAGAGCGGCAAGACCGACAGGAAGGAGAAGAAGAAGGAAAAGAAAGACAAGAAGGCCAGCAAGCAGGAUGAGAACGACGCCUCCACCGAGCAGCAGCCCGCCGCCGAGGAAGAGCCCACCACUACCGACGAGGACGCCGCCGACGACUCGCAGCAGAAGAACGCGCGUUUCAUUGUCUUUGUUGGCAACCUCCCCUACUCCGCAAACACCGAGUCCGUGACGAACCACUUCGCCAAGAACCCACCGGCCUUGGUGCGUGUCGCCACGAAGAAGGAUGACCCGCGUCAAAAGUGCCGCGGCUUCGCCUUCAUCGAGUUUGAGAACUACGACCGCAUGAAGACCUGCCUCAAGCUGUACCACCACUCGACCUUUGACGACGGCAAGUACCCGCCGCGGCGGAUUAAUGUGGAGCUGACUGCCGGCGGCGGCGGCAAAUCCGACCACCGCAAAGCCAAGAUCCAGGCCAAGAACGAGAAGCUCAACGAAGAGCGCCAGCGCAACGCCAAGCAGAUCAACAAGGACAAGAAGAAGCACACCAAGGCCGCUACUCAGGCUCCCACUGGCGCCAAUGCUGUUGGUCUGGAUGGCGCGGACGAUGUGAAUGACGACAAGUAUGCGGGCGUGCACCCCAGCCGCAGACAGCGCAUGUGGUAG